AUGUCUCCUAAAGUGGAUAAACAGAAGCGUAGGAGAAACACUCUAAAAUUGAGUGAGAAACUUGAAAUCAUCAAAAAACUUGAAUCAGGGGUUAGUGUUUCUGUUCUAAUGGAAACAUAUGACAUUGGAAAGUCUACCAUUUAUGAUAUAAAAAAUGCCAAAAAUAAAAUUCUACAGUUUACAGCCUCAUCUGAGCCUUACAACAAAAUUGCAGAAAGAAAAAGUUUACAUAAGCCAUAACAUAAGUUAGAAAAUCUUGAUAAGGUUUUGCAUGAAUGGUUUUUGAUUAAACGAUCAGAAGGUAUGGCAAUUUCUGGGCCAAUGCUUAUCACCAAAGCAAAAUCUUUUAAGGAGCAAAUGAACAUUGAUUCUGAAUGUAACUUUAGCAGUUGGUGGCUUAGGAAUUUUAAAAUGCGUCAUGGUAUUAGACGGCUAAAUGUUGUUGGAGAAAGGCAGUCAGCUGAUACACAUGCUGCAGCAGAUUAUAGUGCAACAUUUGAAAAAAUUGUCAUUGACUAUGAUCUCACACCUGAUCAAAUUUACAAUGCAGAUGAAACAGGUGUUUUCUGGAAAUGUCUGCCCACUAAAACUCUGGCUGGAAACCAAGAACGAAAUCCUAAAGGUUUUAAGAUGAAUAAAGAAAGACUUACUGUCCUCACCUGUGCUAAUGCUUCUGGACAGCAUAAAAUCAAGCUUCUGGUGAUUGGCAAAUAUAAGCGCCCAAGGGCAUUUAAAGGAGUUUUGUACCUCCCUGUGACUUAUAAAGCUCAAAAAAAUGCUUGGAUGGACAAAGACAUUUUUCAAGAUUGGUUUGUUAAUGAUUUUAUUCCAUCAGUCCGCCAGAACCUAACAAAUUUGGGAAAACCUGCUAACACAAAGUGCUUGCUGCUUCUUGACAACUGUAGGGCUCACCCCCAUGAAUCAAAAUUAGUGUCUGAUUGUGGAAAUAUUUUUGCAUCUUACUUGCCACCAAAUGUUACAUCACUAAUUCAGCCCAUGGACCAAUGA
Bombina bombina (fire-bellied toad) is the source of this 1008-nucleotide messenger RNA. Its product is annotated as jerky protein homolog. Gene Ontology annotation, cellular component: nucleus. The record is from RefSeq and is a predicted model, not a curated record. NCBI's taxonomy places the organism in Eukaryota, Metazoa, Chordata, Amphibia, Anura, Bombinatoridae. Gene Ontology annotation, molecular function: DNA binding.